GCAGGAAAUCCAUUCCUACCGAACCCUCCCGGGCGGAGGCAGCUACGUACGUUGUCAUAGUGACCGUUUCACGUCAACCGGUUUGGGGCCUCCAUCCGGGUGUCUGGUGCAGCUCCUCGGUCAGUCCUGGUUAGGUCCCCCUCCCCCCACUCCAGCCCGGGGCUCAGUGGGGACAGCCGGAUCCGGUCUCGGAGAGCGCGGGCGGGAGUGUCUGGGCCUAGAGCUGCCCCUCCCCUGGGGUUUGCUGGGUGGGGGCCAUGGCGACAGAAGAAGAUGAGGAGGUGGAGUGGGUCGUGGAGAGCAUCGCAGGCUUCCUCCGCGGCCCUGACUGGUCCAUCCCCAUCUUGGACUUUAUGGAACAGAAGUGUGAAGUUUUUGAUGAUGAAGAAGAAAGCAAGUUGACAUAUACGGAAAUUCAUCAGGAGUACAAAGAACUGGUUGAAAAACUGUUAGAAAGUUAUUUAAAAGAAAUCGGAAUUAAUGAAAAUCAGUUUCAAGAAGCAUGUACUUCUCCUCUUGCAAAGUCCCGGACAUCACAGGCCAUCUUGCAACCUGUGUUGGCAGCUGAAGAUUUCAGUAUAUUUAAAGCAAUGAUGGUCCAGAAAAAUAUAGAAAUGCAGUUGCAGGCAAUUCGAAUAAUUCAAGAAAGAAAUGGUGUAUUACCUGACUGUUUAACAGAUGGUUCUGAUGUGGUCAGUGAACUUGAACAAGAGGAAAUGAAAAUCCUGAGGGAAGUUCUUAGAAAAUCAGAAGAAGAAUAUGAGCAAGAAGAAGAAAGAAGGAGAAAUAAACAGUUUUCAGAUUCUAAAAGAGAAGAUCCCUCAGGAUAUUCACGUGAAGCUGCAAAAAUGAAAAAAUCUCUAGGAGAUGAUCCAAAUUUUGUUCUAGCAUCUUCAGAAGGAAAAGCCCAUUUUGCUGGAAGAUCACUACAACCUUCGGGAAGAAAUUUGGAAACAUUACCUGAAACUUCCUCUCCCAAACUGAGGGAAGAUACUAUGACAGCUGGCUUGGAACAGGCAAUUAAAGAAGGGGGACUAUUAUCAAAUUUAUCAGCCCUUGGAAGAGAGCAGCUCCGGCAACGAGAGGACUAUCUAAAACAGAAGAGAGAUAAACUGAUGUCUAUGAAAAAGGACCCAAGGGUCAAACAGAUACACAGCAUAGAGCAGCAGAAAGGAAAAUCUGCCGAGGAGGAAAUUGCAGAGAAGCCAGAAAUGACAGCAGAGGAGAAGCAAACAUUACUAAAGAGGAGAUUGAUUGCAGAGAAGCUUAAAGAAGAAGUUAUUAAUAAGUGAUAAUUUUAAGAAACUUAAUUUAGUAAAACAAAAGUUUGAAUUUCUUUAAAAUAAAUUAUUGAAUCCUUAAACUAAGUAUGUUUUAAUCGCACUGACAAGUUCCAAAGUACAUUAACCUAUCCAUACCUCUUGUACAACAAGCACUAAACAAUUACCAUGUAGUAAUCUCUUUAACUUGAAAACAACCCUGUAAUAUUCCAAAUUAUUUUAUAAAAAGCAAACAAAAUAGUUACCUAACAUUGUGGUGUUAGUUAUAAAAUGUAUGUAAGUUAUGUUUGCAAUGAACAAAGUGAUAUAAUGGCUUAAAGAUUUAAGUACUUCUAUUUUUAGAAGUGUGGAUUAAUGCAGUGGUGUAGGUUUAAAAUUUGCAGUACCCUCCAUUAAACACAUUAAUGAACAGGGAAUAUUCGCACAGCUGAUUCCGUUGGUUUUGGGAAUUUUGUCAUUGUGAAGUGGGGAAAAGGAAAGUGUUUCCCAUCACCUUAGAACUCUUUGCAGGUUAUUUGCAUGGAGCUAGCUGAACCUACUGUGGGCAGGUUAGGAUA
Dromiciops gliroides (monito del monte) is the source of this 1837-nucleotide messenger RNA. It is a transcript of the gene CFAP36, whose product is annotated as cilia and flagella associated protein 36. The coding region runs from base 258 to 1292 and encodes 344 amino acids. Lineage: Eukaryota; Metazoa; Chordata; Mammalia; Microbiotheria; Microbiotheriidae. The record is from RefSeq and is a predicted model, not a curated record. Gene Ontology annotation, cellular component: ciliary base; axoneme. The transcript is spliced from 10 exons.